Messenger RNA from Drosophila erecta, 556 nucleotides. RefSeq lists its product as uncharacterized. The record is from RefSeq and is a predicted model, not a curated record. The transcript has 2 exons. The coding region runs from base 57 to 545 and encodes 162 amino acids. Lineage: Eukaryota; Metazoa; Arthropoda; Insecta; Diptera; Drosophilidae.
UAGUAAUGUUCCGAUCUCAGUAGUCCUUGCAGGAAAACACACAUUUGAUAUCCGAUAUGUUUGGUAAAAUCGUUUGGAUUAUAGCCGCUUUUACAACCACCGCAGAAAGUUUCUUUGAUAAAAUGCAAUGUGCGAACUGCUCGAAGAUAAACCGAAAUUGCCAAGUUAAGACAACCGGAUGGAGUUGUGAAUUUGAAGUUGAUGCCCUGAAGUUUGACCCCUAUGCAAAUUCGUCCAAUAUACCGCCAUUUCUAGAGGCUUGCCUGCCAGCCGGAAUGGGUUUUCUAAAUGAAAAGCCAAUAAUCGGGUAUUGCUGUUUCUGGUCACCAGAAAUGGGAUGUCAAAAGAUCAGAAGAAGAAGUACAGAUAUUGAAAGUAAUAGGCGUUGUCACAUGUGCAGUCGAGCAGUUUGGUCAUCGUUGAUGGAAAAUAAGACGUGUCCCUGCGGAAAAUGGUUUGUGGACGCUGAAGAAAAAGCCGCUAAUCAAAAUAUUUUAAAUUUAAUAGUGUUCGGGAUAUUAAUAUGUACAUUACUAUUUUUGUAAGGCAAAUAAAU